Malassezia vespertilionis is the source of this 1140-nucleotide messenger RNA. RefSeq lists its product as uncharacterized. NCBI's taxonomy places the organism in Eukaryota, Fungi, Basidiomycota, Malasseziomycetes, Malasseziales, Malasseziaceae. Gene Ontology annotation, biological process: regulation of glucose metabolic process; protein phosphorylation. The record is from RefSeq and is a predicted model, not a curated record. Bases 1 to 1140 code for a protein of 379 amino acids. Gene Ontology annotation, molecular function: pyruvate dehydrogenase (acetyl-transferring) kinase activity. Gene Ontology annotation, cellular component: mitochondrion. The transcript is spliced from 2 exons.
AUGUCGAGUUUUGUGCGGGGAUUGCCGCAGUACGCAGUGUACGGCGCGCCGAUGGAUCUCCUGACAAGAUCCUUGGCAAAUACACCAACUCAGAUCACGGUUCCACAGCUGCUCGCCUAUGGCGGGACGCCUGGUGCUCCUCCCAGUGACGACGUACUGCGACAAUCUGCACAAUAUACGCAACGCGAGCUGCCCGUACGUCUUGCUCGGCGUGUGCGCCAAUUUUACUCGCUUCCCUUUAUCGUAGGGAGCAACCCAUGGAUUCAAAAUGUGGCUCGCCUGUAUGCUUCGAGUUUUGCGGCACUCGCGAGCAUCCCCGAUAUCCAAACCCAGCAGGACACCGAUGAGUUUACCAAGACCCUGUACGAUCUGGUGCACGAUCAUUCGGAAAAUGUGCCGAGCCUUGCAAGUGGUUUCAUGGAAUGCGGCGAGUACAUGGACGGUGACAAAAUAUCUAAUUUCUUGAACGCGGCACUGCACAGCCGAAUCGGUAUCCGUAUUAUUGCCGAGCAGCAUCUUGCGCUAUGUGCGAGUGCAGCACAGGCGCGAGGCGAAGACACGGGUGGGCGCUACAGACAGACGAGUACCUCGGUAGGUAUCAUUGAGACGCAGAUGCGCCCGGUCAACGUGAUCCGUACCAGCAGCGAGUACGUCAAGGCGUUGUGCGAGGCAACAUUUGACAUCCCUCACGCGCCGCAAGUUACAUUUUACGGUGACGUGGAUGUAACAAUGGUCGGAAUACCCCUGCAUCUCGAGUAUGUGAUCACGGAGCUGCUAAAGAAUGCGUAUCGUGCUACGACGGAAACCUGGACUGCCCAACGCGCUGCUGGCGGGGGCCCAGAUACGAUUUCUCCGAUCGAAAUCACAAUUGCGUCCACACCAAGUCAUGUAAACAUACGCAUUAGUGAUAAGGGAGGCGGCAUUCCGCCGAAUAACAUGAACCAGAUCUUUAAUUAUGCCUUUACCACGGCGAACGCACGCUCAGAGGAGACUGUGGACAUCACCGCGCAUGCCAUGGACAGCAGUAUGGGCUCGCUUGCCGGCUUGGGCUACGGGCUUCCCCUCUCGCGCUUGUAUCUUAACUACUUUGGCCACAGCGACCUGGACAUUGUGUCCAUGUGGGGUUAUGUAUGGAUGUGA